CUCGUUUUUUCUGAUCUACUGGUUAGGGUUUUUGCCUCCAUCGCUCAGAGAGAGAGCAAAGAUGAAGACAAUUCUUUCAUCGGACUCCAUGGAUAUCCCCGACGGCGUGAAGGUUAAGGUGAAAGCCAAAGUGAUCGAGGUGGAAGGCCCCAGGGGAAAACUCUCCCGCAAUUUCAAACAUCUCAACCUCGAUUUCCAGCUCACCACUGACGACACUACCGGAAAGAAGAAGCUCAAAAUCGACGCCUGGUUCGGCAGCCGAAAAACCACCGCCGCCAUCCGCACCGCGCUCAGCCAUGUCCAGAAUUUGAUCAACGGCGUUACCCAAGGUUACCGCUACAAGAUGCGAUUUGUCUACGCUCACUUCCCAAUCAACGCAUCCAUAACUGGCAGCGGCUCUGCUAUUGAAAUCCGGAAUUUCCUUGGCGAGAAGAAGGUUAGGAAGGUUGAUAUGCUUGAUGGGGUUUCCAUUGUGCGGUCUGAGAAGGUCAAGGAUGAACUUGUUUUGGAGGGCAAUGACAUCGAGCUCGUGUCUAGAUCAUGUGCUUUGAUCAACCAGAAAUGCCAUGUGAAGAACAAGGAUAUCCGAAAGUUCCUCGACGGUAUCUAUGUGAGCGAGAAGGGGGCCAUUGCUGUGGAGGAAAAUUAGGUGAAUUGUGAUUUUGGUUUUUGACACAUUCUUUUUUCUAGCCACUCCUGUUUUCGGAGUCCAUGUAGGCAUUAUACGAAUUUAUUUAUCAGUUCUUGUUUGGUUUGUGCUUGUAGUAGUGGCAGUUACACUGGAUCUCUUUGUGUUUUCAAUUUUUGGGUAUAGAAGACACAUAUUGUUGUGGUA
Salvia hispanica is the source of this 835-nucleotide messenger RNA. RefSeq names its product large ribosomal subunit protein uL6x. Gene Ontology annotation, molecular function: rRNA binding; structural constituent of ribosome. Gene Ontology annotation, biological process: cytoplasmic translation. Gene Ontology annotation, cellular component: cytosolic large ribosomal subunit; ribosome. The record is from RefSeq and is a predicted model, not a curated record. Lineage: Eukaryota; Viridiplantae; Streptophyta; Magnoliopsida; Lamiales; Lamiaceae.